AUGUCGUUCUCCGAUGAUAUCAAGGUCGAGAUGAUCUUGCAGCUUGCGAGGGCUUUACUAAGCCCACCUCUCCAGAGCAUGUCUCAAGAAAUCGCUCCGGCCAACGCCAUCCCUGAGCCAAGUCCUCCCGGUACUGUGACGAGCCACCCAUUCCGAAAGCAUGGGUGGUCCAAGGGCUGGUACGCGGAUGGCUUCCACACGCACCUCAAUGUUAAAGAAGAGGUACUUUCUCAUAUUCAAGACCGUGACGCGGAUCUGAAAAAGAAAGGUGCCAAGUUCUCUACCUUCACCACCGAAGGCGACUAUGGACGGAUCCGGGUUCACGCCCAACAAUUUCCUGGCCUAGACAACCCAAAUGCCGACAGCACCAGGGUCAGGAUUCUUGUGGAGCGUAUGUCUGAUGAUGAGCGUCAAAUGAAGGAAAUUGAUCUUCAAGACCUGCCUGCCUACGAAACUGAUGGCUAG
Molecule: messenger RNA, 465 nt
Organism: Fusarium sp. VM40
Lineage: Eukaryota; Fungi; Ascomycota; Sordariomycetes; Hypocreales; Nectriaceae
Source: the annotation of a GenBank genome assembly